Messenger RNA from Brachypodium distachyon (stiff brome), 2236 nucleotides. RefSeq lists its product as uncharacterized. The transcript is spliced from 10 exons. The coding region runs from base 252 to 1808 and encodes 518 amino acids. NCBI's taxonomy places the organism in Eukaryota, Viridiplantae, Streptophyta, Magnoliopsida, Poales, Poaceae. Gene Ontology annotation, molecular function: protein binding. The record is from RefSeq and is a predicted model, not a curated record.
UUAAAAACAACAUCUACUCCUCGCUCCGCCCCACACGGCCACACCCCUAGUGCCGUGAGAUCGACGGCGCCCUCAAACUUCGUUCCUUCCCAAAUCCCAAACUACACACAGGCGGCGGCCGGAGGAACGCAACCAACGCGCGCAGGGCUGCUCUCUCUCGUCUCCCUGCCUUCUGCCCUCUUUCGUGAGACCCACGGCACCCUCAAACUUGGUUCCUCCCCAAACCCCAAUUUCCAAACCCUAGAUCGCCGAUGAGCACGAGGAGAAGGAGACGCGCCGAGGAGCCCUCCUCUUCGGCUGCGGCGGCAGAGACGACCAAGGGGGGAAAGGCGACAUGGUUUUGGGAGGCGGGCGGGAGGCUUGUGGAGACCCGCCGGCCCGUGACUGCCGAGCCGAUGAGCGGGAGGUACGCGGAAGAGGCGGAGGACGAGGAGUGGAUCGUCUCAGAUGAUAAUGCCCUCCCCCUCAUCCCGAGCAGCCGUCCUCUCCCUCGUAGAUGCCCCAAAUUCCCCGACGGUGGAAGCAUGAAAGAGAUCUCAGAGUGGAACAAGGCUUGCGAUAGGGUGUACAAGCUGGCUGUCAAUGAUCCUGUAACCCAUCCUCCUCUCCUGAGGGAGACAAAGGACGACUUUGACACUUCAUCUAGUUCUACUAGUGAUGAGUUCUACUGCUCAUCCUCAAGACACAGGGAGAUGAUUCUUGGGUUAGCAAGAUCGAUUGUCAGCAUUUCCUCCACUGAGAAUGAUGGGUUGCCAGAAUGGAAUUUUAAUGGAAUCAUCAUUGGUCCAUCUGAGUCAGAUGAGCGUGCUAGGAUACUGACCAGUUCUGAAACUGUCUGUGAUUAUGAAGGAAAACUCAAUCACAAGCUACUUGUUCGUUUACCAAGUAAGGUCAUUAAGGACGGAGAGCUUUUGUUCUUUGAUCACCACUAUGGCCUUGCUGUCCUGGAGAUCUCGGUUGAUAUGUUAUUGCAGUGCCCUCCCUUCGUGUCAAGUCCAGAUUAUGGAGAUGAUGUCUUUGUAUUGACAAGAAAGGAAGAUUCUUCGUUGAUGACUACGGCAGGGAAGGUCUUAUGGCACAAUGAACCUUAUUUCGGGCGCAACCAUUAUUUGUAUCUUAGCUGUGACCUUCCCGAGCGUAUCUCAGGUGCAUUGGUAAUGGAUCGAGAUGGAAAUAUUGCUGGAAUCACUUUUGAUUGCCCCAGCCCAAAAACUGCCGUGCUUCCGAGCUUCAUUAUCAAGAAGUUGAUUGAAAUGGAAAGCAACUUCAGGUAUAUGGCUCGUCCAGAACAUGAUUUGUCUUUAAGAGCAGUGCAGUUUUUGGAUAUUUCAAGGAAGGAAGAAAUCUUAUAUAAACACAACAUUGACAGUGGUUACCUUGUCGAUCAGGUAAAAAUCAAGUCCACUGCAGAAAUCAUUGGGAUUAGGCGUGGCGAUGUGAUCGUUUCAGUUAACGGGAUGCGGUCUCUGAAUAUGCUAGAGUUGGAAGAGUAUUUUCUUUCUCUUGGCCAGCAGUUUCUGGAGAAGAAAAUUGAAUCAUCCAAGAUUGUUCUGAAGUUGAAGGUUUAUGACCCCCUUAACUGCCAGGAGCACACUCUAUGCCUGCCUCUGGGAUUUUCUUGCCUUAAAACAGUAAAGGAGAGGGUAACUGAGAAGAUAUCACCUGCCAUCAAGGGCAAGAAGAUGCCGUCGGGAAGGGUCUUAAGCCCUCGUAAGACAGGGGGAAAAGACCCCGAAGACUCACCCCCUCGUAAGAAAGGGAAAAUAGUGGAGGGAAAAGACGCCCAAGAAAGUCUCACGCCCUCUUAAAAAAGGGAAAAUAGUGAGGGGGAAAGACAGCGAAGAUGACUGACUGGUUCUGGUGUUCUUGACAACUGAUGUGAUCCAUCGAUGGCGGAUUCUAUUUUGGAGGGACUGUUUGGCAGAGAGCUCUGGCUCCUACAAACAGGACUGGCAUAUAUGUCAUAUUAUAUUCAAAAUGUGAAAUGCCUAGCGCUUCACUGUAUACCCGAGGACAAUAUAUACAAUGCGCUUUUGUAUGUGGCAGGUAACCACGUUAGGAUCUACAACCUGUAAGGUCAGCUUGUGUAGUUCGCUUCAUUGUAUACCCCUACCGAGGACAAUAUAUACAAUGCGCUUUUGUUCGUGGCAGGUAACCACGUUAGGAUCUACAACCUGUAAGGUCAGCUUGUGUAGUUCUGUGCCGGCCACCGGUGAUAGUUAAGCUGUACGAUCGU